AUGUAUCGCAAGCGCAACGGUUCUCUUGGUUUCUCCUUCACCCGCUUCGCCAAUGCCGCCGUCCCAAACUUCUUCGCAGAUGAAACACCCUCUCGCAUGGUUGACCUGACCGGCUACCGCCGAGAUAUGUGCUACAUGCAUCAAAUCGCCUCGGCCAACCCCUAUACGCUUGACGAGCGAUCCUUCCAUGUUGCCGGAGUGGUGGAUUCGGAGAGUGUGAGUAGGAAGGUCUAUGCAAAGCUCAAAAAGAACGAGAUAUUGAAGGAGGAUGGACUGGUGGACACGCAUAAAAUCGGGCCCAAGUUCACCCAUCAACUGGCACUGUUGAACAUCUAUCGGCAGAAGGAUCUGGUGGGAAUGCUGUUCUGGUGGGAGGAAGAGUGCCAGCGUCUACGCAAAUUAGACGCCGAAGAGAAGGACCUCGACGCGUUAAUAUCCGAAUCAGAAAUCAAGCUCACCAAGACUGAGGAGGACAGUGAAGAGAAACAGUGGGUGAAAGAAAGCUUGGAUCAGUUGAAAUUCGCGAGAGAGCGGGUGAGGAUGAAGAGAAGACAGAGACCCAGUCAGCGGGAUCCAGAUGUCGAGGCCGACAAGGACGAUAUCAUCAUGGCGUUCCAUGGACGGAGUAAGAGCGUACCAAACGUCGGUGUUGACGUGGUGGCAACAGGUUCAGAGAGACCGAUACAACAGGGACAGCCUCCGCAGUAUUUUGCGGGUCCUUGA
Molecule: messenger RNA, 723 nt
Organism: Cladophialophora psammophila CBS 110553
Lineage: Eukaryota; Fungi; Ascomycota; Eurotiomycetes; Chaetothyriales; Herpotrichiellaceae
Exons: 1
Coding region: 1-723 (240 amino acids)
Source: RefSeq, a predicted model, not a curated record